Molecule: messenger RNA, 353 nt
Organism: Cetraspora pellucida
Lineage: Eukaryota; Fungi; Glomeromycota; Glomeromycetes; Diversisporales; Gigasporaceae
Source: the annotation of a GenBank genome assembly
GUGAACCAGUAAAACUUGAAGCUCAUCUUGCACUACAGUGUCCUAAUGUUGAAAAACAUGUUAGGCAAUUUUAUUUAUUUUGUGUAACUUGUUGUGAUAAUUUAGAAGAGCAAUUUGAAUAUUCAAAAAAACAAAAAUCAAAUAAUCAACAUAAUCUUACAAAAUAUUUUUCACAAAAAACUGGAGAUGGCUUGUCUGAGAAACAAAUAAAUAUUAUAAAUAUUACAUUAUUAAAAGAUUUUGUAAUGUGUGGGAUUUCAUUUUCAAUAAUUGAAAAUCUAUAUUUUAUCGAUUUGCUUCAAACACUGUGUUCAGAUUAUGAUACACCAUCAAGAAAAAUUCUAGCAGGAUGA